Molecule: messenger RNA, 4166 nt
Organism: Blastomyces gilchristii SLH14081
Lineage: Eukaryota; Fungi; Ascomycota; Eurotiomycetes; Onygenales; Ajellomycetaceae
Product: lupus La protein
Exons: 3
Coding region: 559-1944 (461 amino acids)
Biological process (GO): RNA processing
Cellular component (GO): nucleus
Molecular function (GO): mRNA binding
Source: RefSeq, a predicted model, not a curated record
AGAAAAAAAUAAGAAAAAGAAAAAGAAAAAAAAUACGGCAACUGAGAGUCUCCAAGAAAAAAUAUCCCCCUCUCCAACAACGCAAUUAUUCAACAUUUUCUCCAGUUUCUUCUAGAAAAUUUAUACCGCUUCCCCAUAUAGAUAUCUAUCUCGACAAUUAAGUCGAUCUAGAUAACAACUUGUCUUCGGAUCUUUCUGUGCAGUUACUCCCGCGAUCCUUAUCCAUAAACCGCCAGCCCGCCCGCGCGUGCGAAUUUCCCCGCCCCUGUACCUAUAGAUACACCCUGCUUUUGUCGCCCGAUUGCACACAGGGAAUUCCCAUAACACCAUACCUUCUGGCCCCUUGCUAUAUCAAAUGAUCUAAGUCUGCCAUCGCUCUAUCACAAAUUUUCAUUGGUAUUACCGGCCACUCGGGAAUAGCAGAGCACGCAGGUUCUUCCCCGCUAGGAUCAGGACCGCGUGCCUACCUGUGUCCAUUUGCGUCUCUCCCUCUCUCCAUCUCCCUCUUAAAUCUACGUCUCCUUUACCAAGAUAAUACUUCAUAUCACAUAAAAAAAAAUGACGGAGGAACAGCAACAAGCUGCUGCGCCCGCAGAAGUAAACCCCAACGCACAGGCUGAAAACGAUGUAAAGCAGGUGCUUGUGGAGCUCAAGGAACAAGAGCCAGCAAAACAGGAUGCUCAAAGUGCUGCCCAAGAAAGCAGUAAGAAAACAGAUGCAAAACCAGAUACAAACGGCAAGGCUUCAGAAGGGAACACGGAUGGUGCUGGGGAGGAGGAUGCGGAGGCCAAAGAAGAAGCUAGGAUCAUUGCAGCUGCCGCAAAGCUGGGCCAGGAUGCUGAAUCAAAGAGCGACUCUAAGGACGGUGAGCAAAAGGAUACAAACAGGGGCCAAGGACAGGCGUCGCGAGGUGGCCGUGGUGCCCAUCGCCCCCGCGUAAACCACCGUGACAACAUCAAAUCAGAUGUUUCGACGCUGAAGGAGACAAGCGACCCGGACGAGAUCCGUAAACAGGUCGAAUUCUACUUCUCUGACUCGAACCUUCUCAUGGAUAAAUUCCUCCUCUCCAAGGUUGGCGGCAGCGAAAAUCGCCCCGUCGAACUGUCCCUCCUGCACUCCUUCAAGCGCAUGCGUCGCUUCCAGCCAUUCAGCGCCGUUGUCGAUGCGCUAAAGGACUCCAAGACACUCGAGCUGACCGACGACAAUACCUGCGUCAGGCGUAAGGUGGCCCUUCCCGAAACCGUCAAGGAAUCGCUAGAUCCCACCGUUGUCAAGCUGUUUGAAGAUAAAGCGAUGGAUCGCAGCAUUUACGCGAAGGGAUUCGGCCCUGAAGAACCUAGCACACAAUUCGACAUCGAGGCCUUCUUCACGCCAUACGGCCCCACCAAUGCCAUCCGCCUGAGACGGACGGCUGAUAAGAUCUUCAAGGGAAGUGUGUUCGUUGAAUUUGACAGCGAGGAGGCGCAAAAGGCGUUCCUGGCCCUCGACCCCAAGCCGAAGUGGAAGGGUACCACUGAGCUCCUGAUCAAGAGCAAGAGAGAUUAUUGCGAUGAGAAGAUUAAGGAAAUUGAAGCUGGUCGUCUGCGGCCCAAUAGCGGCCGGGGCAGAGGUGGUCAUAGAGGGCGGGGUCGUGGGGGGUCGUCGAACCAUCACGAUCGUCGGGGAGAUGAUCAUGGAAAGGGCUUUAGGGGCGGUCGAGGUGGACGUGGUCACAGAGGCGGCAGAGGUGGUCGUCAAGAGGCUCAAAAGGAUUCUCGUGGUGUCCCCGUAAUCCAGGUACCAGCUGCGACAGACUCAACAGCCAAGGCAGGACAAAAACGUGCGCGGGAAGAUGACGGCAAUGCUGCUGCCGCCAAUGGCUCUUCUGCUUCCAAUGGCACUGCCGGCCCCAGUGCUGAGGCUGGCGCUCCUCCUGCCAAAAAAGUUGAUACUAAAGAGUCAUGAUAAUUGUCCUGUGCCUUGCCAAUUCUCUUCCUCUUCAUCCUCUUCUUCUUUCCCAAUUCAACCUAUAGAAAUGGGGUCAAAGGAAUAUAGCAAAUGACGAACGGUUUAUUCAUAUUUCAGAAGGACAAUUUUUCUUUUUAAUUAAGCCUUCGAAAUGUUUUUAGCUCCAAUGCUCGCUUCUUACCUUUUUGUUGUUUAAAAAACAAAAUCAAUAUGUAUGAAAAGCCUCCCCUUUGUGGGCAUGAUUGGUACUUCUGGUGCUGGAGGGUCAUAGAAUUGGAUACCUGUCAUUUUUUCUUCGUGUUCAUUAUUUCCUUUUUCUCUUCUUCUUCUUCUCCUCCCUCCUUUUCCCCUUCUUCCUCUGUUUGAUAUCCUCUUUUUUCUUGCCGUGGCGGAAAUUUUAUUGCAUCUGGUCUCCUGUUCUGCUCACGGUUCGUUUCCUUUCGCUUUCGUUCCGGUAGUGACUACCGGGCUUCUCAUUUCUAAUAUGUUUCAUCUACGUGAUUUUUUCAACCAUAUACUAUUGUAUGAGCUAUAUCGGUGUUGUUUUUGUGUGCCCUUCCUCCUCCUUUUAUAUGCUUCAUCGUCUCAAAACGUGUCUUCCUCCAUAUUACUAUUUUCUACCUGUUUUACCGCUUGGAUUUAAGAUAUAAGGUGAUGUCUACUGCUAGUUAUUACAUGCCAGCCACCAAUAUGUGAAGUAACGUAAUACUCGUUCCUGGGGUGUAACUAGUUCAGUAACACACUAUCUGAGCCUGCAAAUCUCCAAGAGGCUUCAUGGUCUGCUAAUAGUUAACUCCUAUACGCGUGGGAACAUUUGGGACCAAAAAAAAAUAAAAAAUAACAUCUGAUUGGCAUUCUAUUUGCAUUCGCUAGUUCUACUAUGGACCAACAUCCUCAGAUUUGACAAGGACUCCGAUAGUUGCCCAUGUUCCCGGCUGUGUAUGAAUCACAUACGCUACCUGUAUUCCGAAUUCCAUCCUACCAAAACAGUUGUCAUCGAAAUGAAUUGGAAAUGCCACUUCGCCUACGUUCUUAUGUGGGAAAAAGGAAAUAUGAGCAAAUGCGGCCUGUGCUGUGCCAGAUAUAGAUUACAGACGCGCCUUGGAUUGAGCCUUUGGAGGCGGGGUGAUUCUCCGAUCGAGCCUGCGCUUUAGCCGGUCUGCGUUUACCUUGUACGUGCGCGGGAACCAGCUGUAUAGGGUCUUUUCGUCAUCGCCAAAUAGCAUGCUUGUGACUGCCUGAGCGCAGAGGAAACAGAGGACCAUUCCUAGGGUUUUGAAAUAAAUAAAUAUCAGUCAGGUUUAGAGAGCCACAAAUACAUCUAUAUAUAGAUAUAUGUGUAAAACGUAGAACGAUUUGGAGGUUUUGAAAAAUUAUGCUUGGGUGUGGGUGGGUGCUAACUCACCAUGCCCCUGAAAGGAUGCCGAGAUAAACAACCCAGGUUCCCCCGGAAUCUCUCCAACCAACGGAUGCCCAUCAGCACUAUACCCCAUAAUGCCAGUCCAUUCAUGUCGCACGCGGCCGGCAGGAUCAUCACGGCCCCAAUUCUUCCCGAAGAACUCCACCGUCGAUGCGGCAAGAUACUCACUAAUCGCCGGCUCGAGCACAGAGUCAUCCGUAGUUCCAUAAUUGGCCAGGCCGCCAUUCUCACUUUCACAGAACCCGCCACCGAUGACGAUGUCGCGGGGAUACUUCGAUGCGUCGGGACAUUGGAUCAUGUAGUCAAAUCCGCUGCCGUAGUUGAAGGAGUAGGUGGUGGAGAGGCCGGAGGCUGGCAUUGCCGAUCCAGGCCUGUGUGCUGUCACCUGACCGCGGACGGGGACUAUGACGCCUUGAAGCUUUGGGUAGAGGGCCGCUGAGUAGCCGUUCGUCGCCAUGAUGACUUUCGUUGCUUGAAUGUUGCCGCGAAGAGUUACGACAGUCCAGUGCUUCCCUUUGCCGUGGCCAUUGUCCUUACUAGUGCUACUUUCUUGCCUGUGCAAACUGGUAACAGGGGUAUUCGUUUGAAGGUUUAGGCCCUUCUUUAGACAUAACUUGAGAAGUCCUAUGACAAACUUAUAUGCGCUGAGACUGCCGGCUUCGUACGUAAUGGCUCCGGCAGCCCCCGGGACUAGGAACUUCUCCUCCGUUUCCUUCCUGUUCCAGAACGUAUAUUUGCUUGCAGGGUGAUUUUUCAUGAUCUUCUGCAUGAAUUUGACUGUUGUAGCUGCUUGUUCUAA